Molecule: messenger RNA, 6901 nt
Organism: Etheostoma cragini (Arkansas darter)
Lineage: Eukaryota; Metazoa; Chordata; Actinopteri; Perciformes; Percidae
Gene: akap12b
Product: A kinase (PRKA) anchor protein 12b
Exons: 4
Coding region: 178-4620 (1480 amino acids)
Biological process (GO): signal transduction; regulation of protein kinase C signaling
Cellular component (GO): cytoplasm
Molecular function (GO): calmodulin binding; protein kinase A binding
Source: RefSeq, a predicted model, not a curated record
GGUGUCAAAGUUAGCUGGUCCUCGGUCUCCACAUCACUCCAGGCGAUCCCGGGGCGGAGCCGCAUGUAGAGCUCGUAAUUUGGACGCUUUGGAUACUCUCUUGCAGUGACACAGUCGUGCCAUCUUGGAGGGUUGUUUUUUUAGAAACCGAAGUUCACCUUUUUGUGAUCGUUCGCCAUGGGAGCAGAGACCUCAGCGCAGCGGGACGGGAAGAGCCAGGAGGAUGCCUCCGCUUCAACUUCAGCCUCCGCCGGGGAGCUGGGUGCGGAGGUGCACGCGCUCCAGGAGGGAAGCGGCGUCCUUGACAGUAAGCCUUUGGAGAAAAAUGGACAAAUCUCCAGCAUGACCAGUCUGAAUGGACACUCAGAGGACAACACUCUGGCAGAAGUUGGCCAGCCAGAUGCUGUGGCUCAGAAGGAGGAGGCUUCUGACACUGUGGACACCAUCCAGGGUGACGUGGCUCCUCAAGUGAACAGCGAGAAAGGGGAGAAAGAGUCUCCUGAUGCCAAUGACAUCUCUGCUAUUGAGGAGAAAGCAGCGGAGGAGAAACCGGAGGAAGCCAGUGAGGUGGGCUUCAAGAAGAUCUUCCGCUUUGUGGGCUUUAAGUUCACACUGAAGAAGGACAAAAGUGAGGAGAAAGAUCCUGUGAAGCUCUUGACAAUCAAAGAUAAAGGAGAGGAGGAUGAGGUUACUAGGACUGAUGAACCUAUGAAGGAGGAAGAGGCUGCCACUGUUGAGGAGAAAAGCACAACUGAAGAAAAGGAGGCUGAUACAGUGGAAUCUACUGCUGAGAUAGAAGUAUGUCAAGACAAAGACAAAGCUGAAACCACUGAUGCCCCAGCUGAAGUCCCUGCUGCUGAAGCUAUUGAUGAAGCAGUCAAGGAGGAAGGAACGGAGAAGGAAGAAGAGACCACCCUGUCCCCCUUCAGGAAGCUCUUUAGUGGAGGGCUCUUCUCUAACCUGAGAAAGAAAGCCAGCAUCAAAAAGACUAAAGAGGAGGAAGACAAGGAGGCCGCUGUUGAGAAGGAGACAGCUAAGACAGAGGAAACUGCUGCUGUUGUGGAAGGAAAGGUGGAGAAGGAUGAGGUGGAGCAAGAAUCUAAGGAGGAGGCACCAGCAACUCCAGAGGAAGUGAAGCCAGAGACUACCCCAGAGCCAGAGGUCACUGUUGAAACCCCUGCCGCAGGAACUACUGAAGAGACUAAACAAGAAGGGGAAAAGGCUGAACCUAGUGCAGAAGAGAAGGCUCCAGCAGAGGUGACUUCUGAGGCUGAGCUACAGUCAUCACAGGAGAAGGCUAAGCCCCAGGGUAGCCCCCUGAAGAAGCUUUUCGCUGGAGCUGGCUUGAAGAAGCUCUCAACAAAGAAACAAAAGACCAAGAAAGAGACUGAGACAAAACUUACUGAGUCUGGGGAGCAGGUGUCUGAGCAGCUACAAUCCUCCACGGAGUCAGCAGAGGCUCCAAAAACUGACAGUGGGCCCUCAUCUCCCGAGGAGUCAGGAGAGCAUGUUAUUGCUGUGGAGGUAACCCAGAAUGAGUCUAGCCAAGAGACUGAUGGUGAAGUUGCCUCUGAUGGAGAGAAGAAAAAAGAGGGUAUCAUUGCCUGGUCCUCCUUCAAGAAACUAGUAACACCCAAGAAGCGUGUAAAAAGGUCUUCCGAAAGCGAAGAUGAAGCCACAGGUGAGAAACCAGCAAAGUCUGCCACCCUGUCCUCUUCUGAGAGUGCCCCUUUAGCAGAUAAGAGUGUUGAGGAGGAGGAGGAUAAGGAGGAUAAACCAACUGAGGAAGAGCCAAAGACUGAAAACACUGAGAAACUGGUCAGCAGCACUGAGGAGCCCAAAAAGAAAAUGGACACCUCUGUCUCCUGGGAGGCUCUCAUGUGUAUGGGUGGACCCAAAAAGAGGACUAGGAGGACCUCUGAUUCUGACGAUGAGGAAACCAAGGUUGAAGAGGAGUCAACAGCAGCAGUAGAGGGGGAGCAGGAGGGCAAAACUGAGGCUGCCAUUGUCACCUCCCAAACAGAGAGUGAUGGAGAAUUUGUUUCCUCCACUGAACCUUUAGGCACCCCCCCGGAUAAAGAGUCCACCUGGGACACACUGAAACGCAUGGUUAUGCCAAAGAAUAAAGCCAAAAAUGAGGAAAAGCCAGAGGAGACUCCAGAACAAUGCCAGUCAGACAGUGAAGCACCAAAAGAUGAGUCAUCAUUCUCUUUGAGGAAGCUCUUCCCUGGACGCAGAAAGAAGAAGACUGAAAAACAAGCCUCCACUGAACAAGGCUCAGGUGAAGAGGACUCUGACACGCCAGCUGUGGUUCCUCUCUCAGAGUAUGAUGACCAAGUUACAGUUGAACAGGAUGCACCAGCAGAACCGGCUGAAGUCCAAACAAAAGAAUCCGCUGAAGAUAGAUCCCCUUCCUGGAUCCCAGCCACUGUCGAAGACGGUGAUGAUCAACACGAUCAGCUGAGUGACAUUCCAGAAGAGGCUGAGAAUGCUGCCACGCCAAAGUCUGUUGACACUGACAACGCAGAGGAUGAAACGGAAGACAAGGAGAAUAUGUCCCCUAAAGGUACCAAAAGUACAGGGCGUAGACUGUCUACGGCUGAGGUGAAGCCUGUCGCUCCAGCUCCAUCUGCAAAUACCACUCUAGUCCAGGGAACCAAGCCAGAGAGCGCAGAUGAGGUUAUUGAGGGCGUAGAGGCCCAGAUUAGUGAAAUUCCACCCCAGACCAAUGUAACUGUUGAAGAUGUACCAGUUGAGGUAGUUUCUGAGAAAAUUGAGUGUGAACCACCAACUGAGGAGGCAGACUCAAAGACAAUAACUAUCUUGAAGCCACAUGCUCGUGACGAGGCCAUGGCUAUCUGCACUGGCCUAGACACCAAGGAGAUUGCCGAAGUAGCUCUGGAGAAACCUGUAAUGCCCGUUGUAGCAUGUGUGGCUGUGAUCCAUGAUGCUGUAAGCACAGAGGUAUCAGUGGAAGAGAAUACAGCAAGUACAAAGGCCAAUGCUAAAGAAGAUGCCAUGCUCAAUGCCCAAGUGUACCAAGUAGAAACCACCAAGGUUGAGUCUGUUGAAAGUUCACAGGGUGGAUUGGACAUCCAAGCUGCCGAGGAGAACCACGAACCUGAGAUUGUGAAGGCUGGAAUUGUCAAAACUGUUCAGGAGGAGGCAGAAAUCAUCCAGCCUACCACCAUGAGCCAGAACUGUAUUAAUGCUGUUAUAGUCGAUCCCAUUACACCAACAUCUGAACCAGAUGUUUGCACCCAGAGUGUAGAAGUCACUGAGCCAACAAUAGAAACCAAGGAAGUGCAAAUGAAUGUGGAGCAGCUUGCUGCCACUGAAAAAAAUACUGUAAAAGAGGUAGCUCAGUAUGUGACCGAAGAGGUAGCCUCCACCAUAUGUGAAACCACAAAGACCACCAACACAGAGGAUGCUGGGCCAGCCAUCCUUGUUGUACCAAGUGAGGAGGUUUCUGUUAUCACUCAGACAGUUGUCCUUGUGGCCCCAGUCAGUGCGGCAACAUCACCCAUGGCGACCAUGGAAAAUGCAGCACUGUCAGAGUCAGUUGGCAAUAAACCAAUCCAGGUGCAGGAAACCGAGGAGGAGGAGGAGGAGACGACAGUUGAGGAGAGAGUGGAGACCCUUCAAACAGCAAAGUCAGAGAUCAGCUCAGGCAAUGAGCAGUCCAACGAGAAAAUGGAGGAAAUCAAUGAGGAUAUCCAACAGUCCAGUGAAAUUGAGGCUCAGAGCAUAGUCAUUGCCCAGGCUGUCAUUCAGGAUGCCAUGGAUAAAGUUUCAGAAGACACCCCUGAAUCCAAAAAGUCCACCACCCCGACACCAGUCCAGGCUGUGGCAACAACCGAGAAAGAGAUUGAAAUCACAACAGAGGGCCCCGUUAUCACUGAAACCCCUGUUGCUGUCUGUGAAAAAGGCGCACCAAAGUCACCUCAGCUUCUCUGUGUUGCCAUGGAGGUCAUUGACACAAUCCCAGUUGAGGUCACAGAGAGCAUUGAUGUCACUGUAGAGGAGCAGAAACCAGACGAAAAGUUGAAGAAAGCUGUGGAGGUAAAUGUAAGUGAAGAAACUGUCGUAGUGGAAGAAGUGGUCGAGAUAAAGACAGAGAGUCCGAUAGGUGAGGAGCUUGAACAGGUCAAGGAGGAACAGAGCAAAGACGACGCAGAGGUUCAGAAACCAGAUGUAAAAGAAGCAGCCGAGGAAGUGGAACCACAAUCGGAGGAAGCAAAGGCAGAGACCCCUUCAGAAGAGAAGAAAGACAAAGUGCUUGAUAUCCACAUGCCGGUCCAAAUAGUCCUGCAGACGGCGCAGGUAUUUGAGGAACCGUCAGUGGAAGAAGAGGCCGUGGAAGAGUUUGACAGCAGCGGCCUUGUGGCAGAAGGCACCGAGUUAAAAGCUGAGAUUGCUGCAUCUGAACACAAACUCUCAACGCCGUCAGAAGAACACCGAGAGAUGGCUUCAGCAGAGGUUUCCUCUCCCAGCCAAGUCACUGUGGCAGAGACACCGUCGGGAAAGUGCGCAGAAGUGAUGGCGCAGGUGAUCGAAGUGAUCGAGGAGGCUGUGAAGGAGAUUGAGCCUGUGUCUACAGAGAUCACAGCGGCAUCAUGAGCAGCUCAAGAUACGAGACUGAUGCGUGGGAGACGCACUGGUUGGACCAGGAAGUGAUGAGGGAGAGAGAUAUAGAGGCUGCUCUGUGGUAACACACUAAGACUGGGCCCAUCCCGCCCAGAGAGACUGAAUGACCUCCACCUUCCCUUCCACCUGUACUCUAACCCCAUCCUGCAGCCCUGUCACCCCAAUGUGACGUCCCACCGCCAUAUCCUCACCCGUUCACUCGCUCUCAUACACACACACACACACACACACACACACACACACACACACACACACACACAAAAGCAUGUCCUGUGCCUCAGAAGCAUCCCAUCUGGCUUAUAAUCAGUGUGAUAAGAGUCUGCAACCUGGUUGAUUUUGUAUCGGUUCAUAUGUGUGUGCGUGUGUGUUUGUAUGUUUACAGUAGGGAGAGUAAGAUGAUGUCAGAAGGUGAAGAGAUGGAGGAUUAUUAUCUUGUAUAUUGUAUUUAUAUCUUGAGUAAUCUUUUUAUUCCCCCCCCCCUAAGUCUUUAUUUUUUCAUUCUUUAUUUGGACAGUUUUGCCUUGUUUUUUUUAAAAUACCAUUAAGCUGUGACACAUCAGGUAUUCUUUUGAGCAACAUUGUGACGGUAAAUUAAACGGUUGAUUCAGAUAAACAUGUAAAAAGUUUCUAGUAAAAUCUACCAAAACAAAUGUCAGACUGUUACUGCUUAUCACAGCAUUUAAUAGUCCUAUUCAAUGAUUAUUUCAAGACUCUGUAGCAAGUAUAACUACACCAUGGUACAAGUGUGAAUCCACUGACAGUAAGUGAUAACACUGACUGAAGAAAAACAGUAAGACCGCAGAGAGAGGAUGAUAAUAUCUAUCAAAAAUGCUUUUGACACAUUCUCUUGUCACAAUGUGUUCUCACUGCACCCCAACAAAAAUACUUAAUAAGCUCCAUGUAGAUAAGACAAACAAUUGCCUGAUUUACUGUGAAAAAGUCAUUGUUACACAUUGUUUCAUGUAAAAAAAAAAAAAAAACUAAAUAAAAUAAAGUACUAUUGUAACACCAUGUGGUAGAGGUAUUUUGGUAACGGUGACGUGCAAAGUGUGUAAGCAAACUUUUGGCACUGGAAGAGUUGGAGUGGGUAGACACACUACAAAUCAUAAUGUGUCACAGUGUACAAUAGCAAUGAUUCUGAGUUAUUAUGUGACAUAUUUUUAGUAUUAUUUGUGUUGCAAUUUUAAAUUGAACACCUUCCUUACUACAAUAUAUUUAUAUUGCUUGAGGAAAAGAAAUAGUAUGUAAUGCCUAUGUUGACGCCCUCUGUGGCUUACAAAAGUAGUGCACAUUUACCCUUUGUUCUUCACUCACCAUGAUGGCUAAAAUUCAUUAAACUGGUUGACUAUUUAGGUGAAAGGCACAAACUCUGACAUUGUAUCAGAAUUACCUUAAAUCUCAUUUCACUCUUAAUUUAGAAACCAAAUCGAGUUUGGAUCAAUCUCGGAGUUUGGAUUAGUCACGGCCUUUCCAUUGCUCACAAGAUAAGACAUCCGUUGUAUCCAAUUAAAUUACAAAAGCAUCUACUCAGCUGCUUUGAGUUAAGCAUCAAACCUAAAUCACAAGGUCAAGGCUUAUUUUGCAAGUUUGUUGGCAAAGUAGAUGUUUUAUGGUGGAGGAAUAUCUGCAACAUUCCUGGGGUCCAACUUUAGCACCAAAGGAAAACGUGGGUUACACUGGUAUUUGUUCAUGUCCUACCAAAUUUGGCAAAGUUGUACUGUCAAUUAUUCAGACAUCUUGAGAAUGAACUGUGAGUGCUUCUAUAAUCCAUUGAUUUUAAUUUGACUCAAGCAGCUUUAGAGGCUCAUAUUUCACUCAGCUUUAUGACCAAACGAGAGAAAGAUCAGGAAGUACAGACUUUUAGGUCACCACUUCCCUUUACUUUGAUUCAAGAGGGUGUGUCACAUCUAUACUUGCUUUAUGUAAAAAUGAAUGAUAAAAAAAAGACAGGGUGAGCUGAAGACUUUGGCUAUUGUUGCCUAUUGUAAAGCAUUUAGUUGGGGCACCCGCCCACUUCAGUCCUUUCUGCUUUUUGUAACACACUUACUGUGAACCUGUUAACAUUUGUACAGAUUGUAUACCUAAUGUAUGUACUUAAAAUCAUAUUGUUGUAAUACUAACUAAUAACCCGCAGCCAUUUAGCAUAUUCAUGUAGCAUGGCCUUAAUGGUCUUUUAUAUUUUCCAAGCUGUCAAUAGUAAGGAUAUAGAGAAACUUGUCUAUAUUUCAUUCAAUAAAGCUAGAUAAAAUUGAUG